Messenger RNA from Ostrea edulis (European flat oyster), 4096 nucleotides. RefSeq lists its product as uncharacterized. The transcript is spliced from 10 exons. The coding region runs from base 825 to 3278 and encodes 817 amino acids. The record is from RefSeq and is a predicted model, not a curated record. NCBI's taxonomy places the organism in Eukaryota, Metazoa, Mollusca, Bivalvia, Ostreida, Ostreidae.
UGUAUACACUGUUAAAAGGGGAUGGAAUUAAUGACUCUUUUAAGGAUACAAUUAUACUCAUCUUAAAAGCAAAUUAUCGAUGGGAAAUAUUUGUGCGGGUACGCUUUUAUGAUGCGCUCCGGUCGAAAUUUUUCUGAAUUUUCGUAUUUAAAAGCUCCUGUACUCCAUUUCAUUUUGAUAAGAGAAAAUUGAUUCCUAUUUUGAAAGUUUCCGACUAUUAUAUAUGGCGGUGUUUUGUAUUCGGAUUAAGGUAACGAACUGAAAUAUAAAGUUGAUCGAUUUUAAGUGCUUAUCUACAGAGACACCUUGAAAAGAACAAAGAGACAGCUAGGAGAUUUGAGAGCUAGGGAAAUCAAUGAAAUAUAUAAAUUCAGAUUAAAUUGAACUGCUAUCGUUUUAUAUACCACACGCGUAUGUUUUAUACAGAGCUAGAAUUAAAAUGACCAUUUUUCAAAUUCAACAGCUUUUUUAUGAAUGAAUAGGAAUACUGUUAAAAAUUUGCACCCGUAAGUGUGAUCUUUCAACAUGAUUACUUGUUAACAGUUCAAUCUUUAAUUACACCAAUCUUUUAACAGGGCGAUCUUUGUUAAUUUAAAAUCCCGUUUUAGAUGGCCGUAUACUCGGGUUAAAAUAAAAAUCAAACAGUGGUGGCUUUUAAAUAUAAAUCUAAACCAAUCAACGGUACUGUUUCUUGAGUGUUCCGUUCCCAAUGUCUCCUAGGCGACGUGACGCUACCUGCUCGAUCAUGGUAUUUGUGACACGCUAAGAAGAAAAUAAUAUAAGAACUUUGGAGAGGAUAUUAGAAAAACUGUGAAACUGCCACAAUGUCGGAUACCGAGAAGGAAAAGGACGACAUCCAGGAGCAGAAGAGAGCAACAGACGAACCAAACGACGAACAGGAGGCCGCAGACGACGACAAAGCUAGGGAUGACGACACGGGUGCGCGAAAAGUAACUUUCGAUUCUCACGAUGCAAACUCUGACGAAGACACAGGAAUCAGGGACAAGUCUGAUAGAAGUGGUUUAACAAAUAGUGCCAAAGAGGAGGAUAGUAGUGAAUCACAGACAAAUGUCAUAGAUCCUACAAAAAAGGAAUCCGUAGGAGACACAAAUAACAUGGACUUGGAGGAUGUAAAUAAUGAUAAGGAUUUAGACAAAGAUACGUCUAACAAACAAACUAAUGGGGAUAAUCAAGAUGCAAAUCAUUCUGAAACAGAACAUAAGUCUAGGGAACACUAUUCAGAACUCAGUGAUAAUAAGGGAAAUAAUGAAUCCAUAUCUACGGAAAAAGACAUGAAUGAAAAGAAAGAGGACACUAAUACUUCAGAAGAAAAAAAGGACGAUGGUUAUGUUCCUUUAGAUAAAUUAUGGUCCAGUCCCAAAAGGGAAUAUAAAGGGUAUCAGCGGGAAUAUAGUUUUGACUAUACCAGAAGAACAACUUCAACUUCCUCUUUCAAAGAAAAAACAAGCGAAAACGAACAGUCUGUAUCCAAAACCGAACCACAAAACCCUAAACUAGACCUAAACAAAGAUGUGGAGGAAAGUCAAAAGGAACAGAACAGUGACUCUACACAGUCACGUGACGAUCAGGUUUCAUCGAAACCUGAUAUAAAUGUAAAGGACAGUCAGAAACAAAAUGUUGAUUCUUCACAGUCGCGUGACAAUCAAACUUCGUUCAACGAUUCUGGUAAUGGAGAUAUUAAUAAAUCAGAAAAUAGGUAUUCUACAAAUGAAUUGUCUGAGACAAGUGAAAAACACAAAACCAAAGAUAAGAGUGUAAAAGACGAUACACAAAGUCCAGAGGAAUCAUCUGCUGAUUCUAAAACCGAUUACAAUGGUCAUCAAUCUCCUCCAGGCAGUUCUUCAAGACAAGAGCACCAAUCAGAUUCAACAAAUUAUCCUCAGCGAGAAGAUCCUAAAGGCGAGAACAAGCAGGCGAUUAAACAAGAAGACGACCGCGAUGAAUGGCGAUUUCAAGAUAGAAAAUCUUCAGAUGAGGAUUCAGAAGAAGCGAGAUCUGAAGAUGAAAAUCUCAGAGACACUGAUAAUAGAAAGAAGGAAGAAAUAUCAAUUCCACAAUCUCACGAAGAUGAGUAUGAAGAAGAAAGGUUUGAAUCUGAAUCCGAUGAUGAUAUUUCAGUGAAAGACACUACACAAUAUGAAGAAGAACCAAAACUUGAACCAGCGAAAGAAAACAAAGAACCGGUAAACAAAGAACCAGUACACAAACCAAAAGAACAACCAAAGAAAAAUAGUCAUCCAUCUCCCUCUCCCAGGUCUUCCUCCCAAGUUAACAGGAACCAACAAAAGCCUGUUACCAGAAGCGCUCAACCAACUAGUCGACCAAGUGAAACUCGAAGAGCUUUGUCUUCCGCUCAAAUGAAGUCUCCAAGGUCUCAGAUGAAUACUCCAAGGUCAAGACAGAGGCCGCGAACGACACCAGGAGGAGCUCGGCAACAUUCCAGACUAGGAUCGGAGGAAGGCCGAAAGAGACAAAAAGAAUUUUUCCGAGCAGAGCUCACUAGGCUACAAAAAAGCCUUAGAGAUGAAUCAUCGAAAAUCCAGAAGCCAAAACAGAGAGAACACUAUCCCUUUGUAUGGACUAGUCUAGAGCCUUACUACAAUACAUAUGUUGCUAGAUUCCUUAUUGACGCUCAAGAAGAAGCUAUUUACCACCCACAAACCGGAAAAAGCUCUCCAGAGGCCGACCGACCUCAGAGCCGUAGUCGACCAAUCAGUCGCGGCAAGCUUUAUGCCGAGGACCCCCAGCACGGUUAUGUCAGCAGAAACACCGCCAUUGGCCUUUGUGAUCCAUGGACAGAUCUCCGCAUGGACCGCGAACUCUUACCCAGACUAGAAACCCCCUCCCGAAAAUCCAGGACAAAAGGAAUGCAAAAGGACCAAAAGCAGAAAACAAAGAAAGAAAAGCCACCAAAACAAGGCAGCACAAGGCUGCCAAAGUUCCCCGUGGUUGACUUCUCCUCCAGCAGAGAAAAUGCCACGAAGUGUUUCCCGUACAGUGAAGUACCGAAAUUCAGACAAGAAGUUAUGGGUCGGUACAAACAUGACGCGCCUAAAAAGUUGGACUCGGAUUACAAACGAACAAGGAACGACUUCUACAGAAUGGAUUUGGAUCGCCUUGACGAGAUCCACCCUACCAAUCGCCAGCACAUGCGCAAAGCGUAUUUUGCUUACCUUCAAAACACACCAGGUUCGAAGAAGGCCAUCAACGAAUGUGUCAAAGGACUGAAUGGCGAGGAACCGCAGAAAGCCAACUGAGAGAUUUGAGUGUUCAUAUAAAACAGUGGUUGUGUGUUAGUUACAAUCCUCGAGAUUUUAAUUUCUGUGAUAUUCAGGAAAACUCAUGUAUUAGUUGUAUACAAGAAACUAUCAUUUUGUUUCUGCAUAAAAGACAGUUCACACGGUAAUCGUAUAUUGUUUACUAUAUUAGAUUGAAUGAAAGCACGGUCAUCAACCAGUCAUUCAAGAGGUUCGGACUGAACGAUCUGUGUAGCAUAUCUGUGAUAUUUUAAUUCAGUACCGUUUCUUAUAUUUUUUCUUCAUCAUUAACAAUCCUAUUCAGAGUUGAAAUUUCCUACGUCAUUUUCGAUUUGUUUUUCUUUUCGACAACGAUGUAUAUUACAUGUGUAUGAAUAAUGACGCAAUAAAAAGAAGAUGGUUGAGUAGAAAAUACUCGUCUGAAAAUAUUUCGCAUGUUGCAUUUAUUAGAACUUUCGACUUCGUUUCAAUGUCAUUGUGGUACAAGGACGACAACUCUGAAUAGCGGUAAAGAUAAAAAGAACGUGAAAUUUCCAUAUAGCAUGUCUUCAUUCUCUGCACCUCUCCACGAUAGAUAUAUCGACAUGAUUAUUCUAUUUCUUGUGAUCUCUGAUUCUAGAACUGACAUUUUCCCAUUAUGGUGUGUCUCCCUUCAAUGCUGUCCAUGUGAUAUAAACGGUCCAAUGAAUUGUCAAUCGUUUACACGUAUUUACCAGAAGGAAUAAAUCAAUAUAAAGUGAAUGGUAUCAAUUCAUUUCUCCUGUUCGAUGUUUUCAAGUUAAAUCUCUUUCAUGAAAUAAAUUUUGUUAUUCAAAAGA